Messenger RNA from Colletotrichum truncatum, 1587 nucleotides. Its product is annotated as benzoate 4-monooxygenase cytochrome P450. The record is from RefSeq and is a predicted model, not a curated record. Lineage: Eukaryota; Fungi; Ascomycota; Sordariomycetes; Glomerellales; Glomerellaceae. Gene Ontology annotation, molecular function: oxidoreductase activity, acting on paired donors, with incorporation or reduction of molecular oxygen; monooxygenase activity; heme binding.
AUGACAGCCCCGUACAUCAAGUCUUACUAUGACACCGCCGUGACGAAAGCUGUCUCUGGCCAGCUACAAUCAAUCAAUGUCCGGGUCGUUCUCGAGUUCGUCUUUGUUCUUUCUGCUAUCUACUGGUCGUCGGUAUGGCUCUAUCGAAUCACCCUCCAUCCACUGGCGCGGUAUCCGGGUCCCAAGCUGUGGGCAAUUUCGUGUCUGGUGCAGACCUUUUAUGCAAUAAAGGGCGAGUUCGCGUUCAAAGUUGCCGAGCUACACGCUACAUACGGGCCGGUGGUGCGUCUCGGCCCGUCCGCCGUGUCCUACAUUGACGAGAGGGCCUGGGAGGAUAUCCACGGAAAACACGACGGUCGCAAGCAGCUUAAGAAGGCUAAAGAAUUCGUGCCGACAAGCCCACCGAAUGGGGCUCAGGGACUAGUCUUUGUUCGAGACGACAAGGCUCACGGGCGCAUCAGACGCAACUUCUCCCACGGCUUCUCAGAUAAGGCCCUCCGAGACCAGGGAGGCAUCAUCGGGCGGUACUUUGACCAGCUUCUGGCGAAGCUCAGACGAUCGGCCGCGCAGGAUGAGCCGGUCAACAUGAUGAAGUGGUAUCAGCUCACCACGUUUGACGUUGUUGGCGAUCUGACUUACGGCGAGAAUAUUGGCUGCUUGAAUGAUGAGGCCUAUGAACUACAUAAAUGGAUCGAUAAUCUCUACUACAUCGUCAAAGCCAUGUUUCUGCUCGGCUUCAUGAGAGACUUCCUCCGCCUGGACCAGCUGCUCUUAAUCGUCAUGACGUCCGACAAGCUGCCGCUCAAAAAGAACAAACACCGUAUUCUUUUGACCGACAAACUCAACCGUCGCCUCGACUGCAAAGAGCCCCGGAGCGACUUCAUGGAAUACGUGAUUCGCAACCUCAACACCCCGACCGGCAUCUCCUACGAAGAGAUGCUCAUGACUUCGUCCAACAUCCUCAUGGCAGGUGCCGAAACCACGGCCAUGACCCUCUCCGGUGCAACGUACCUUUUAUGCCGGAACCCGGAGGCACUCGCCACCGUCACCGCCGAAAUCCGCGGCGCGUUCGAUUCAACUGCGGACAUCAACAUGACGACAACCACACAAGACCAUCUCCCCUAUCUCUCUGGGGUCAUCGAGGAGACGUUGCGACUGUUCCCGCCCGUCCCGACAACCCUGCCACGCGUGACCCCGCCGGAAGGCCACUUCAUUGCCGGGCGAUUCGUCCCCGGAAACUCCAAAGUCUUUGUCAACCAGCUCGCUGCCUAUAGAUGGCCGGGACAUUUCGCUGCGCCCUCCGAGUUCCGGCCCGAACGCUGGCUGAAGGGCGACGGAGGAGUCGAGGGCACGCCGUAUGACGGAGAUGUUAGGGGCGUGCUGAAGCCGUUUUCCACUGGCCCGAGAAAUUGCAUCGGGAAGCAUCUGGCGUACGGGGAGAUACGCACCAUCCUCUCCAAGAUUUUGUGGGAGUUUGACCUGCAGCUCGCUCCCGAGAGCAGCGACUGGAUGGAGAGUCUGAAGAUCUACGGCGUAUGGGAGAAGAAGCCCCUGAUGGUUCGGUUCCGCCCUGCCGUUAGAGGGUGA